AUGUUUCAGGAAGGACAAAUUGAUGUUUCUCUUGCACGGUAUUUUGCCAUAGAUGUUCUGGAUAUCAUUGAAGCAACCAUAUUCGGAAGAGUUCAUCGAAACAUUUCUACCAGUGGUGCUAAACCGAGAAAUCUUUGA
Brugia malayi is the source of this 138-nucleotide messenger RNA. RefSeq lists its product as uncharacterized. The transcript is spliced from 2 exons. Bases 1 to 138 code for a protein of 45 amino acids. NCBI's taxonomy places the organism in Eukaryota, Metazoa, Nematoda, Chromadorea, Rhabditida, Onchocercidae. The record is from RefSeq and is a predicted model, not a curated record.